ACGCCAACCCAACCAGGAGCGACUUCAGCCGUUUACUUAGAUGUGAGGCCAUCCAACGGGUGGGACGCAGCUGCAACGCCAUCCAUCAAUAAUGAUUCUCCACGUGUCGAAAGGUUACAGGUCAAUCGCCGCUGGCCAACCGCAUCCUCUAAUAUGUCGUCCAAUCUCCCCAUCCCAGCGGCUUUUUGGCUCUCUCUGUCUUCAAACAUCCCACUAGGUUUUCGUUGAUAAUUCGAUAAGGAAAUCUAAGCAUAACGACAGUCGUAUUCUUCGUCUCUAUGCCGUGAGAAUUUCUUCCUCCUCCUCUUCCCCUCCUCCUACUCUCUGUAAUUUUAGCAAAUUAUAACACUAUUCGUUUUUACCUGUUAUUCAAUCAAUUCUCGGGUUACGUCUCGCCUCAUACGAUGUGAAUUUUGUGACGAUCGAUCUAGCUUUUCGCGAACUUGGAAUUUCCGUCCCGGGCUUUCUGUUUCUUACGCUUGCUUUACGCUGCCCAUUUCUUGAUUUCUCCUCUGCUGCUUAUCUCUAAUCCCCAAGUCAAUACUAGGCUCUGCAACUUAUCUUGGAAUCGUUGAAUCAAGUGAUUGCUUUCGCGGAUUUGAACACUUGCCACCACAACUUAGACCUUCUUUAAGGGGAAGAAGCCAGACUUUUCUACCUCCUCCUCUGUGAUCGUACAAUUAAGCAAAAAGGGGUUACUUUUUAAUAGUGAAGUUCAAUAUGGGGGAUUUGGAAGAAUGCAACUCCUUUGAGUUGUUAUUAAAAAAUUUAUGAUUUCAAUGCGAUUAUGGUUGCGGGAAUGGAUUUUUCUCCGCCGUUUACCAUAAUAGAAGGCACUCAAGGUAGUUACAACAAAGACAAUGCAUCCAUCAUGGAAGAAGAGAAAUCAAGAGAUUUGAACAAAGUGAAACAAACUACAAUUGGUAAACCCCCGCGGAACCUCUCCCUCUUGAGACAUAGCAUCAGCUCCAACAGGUUGCAAACUGCUGCAGAUUUGAGUUCUGAUGCAGGGGUUGUUGGGAGUAAAUCAUCUUCUGACGAGAAGGCAGAGUUUCAACCCAUAUAUCGGUCAGGAAGUUGCGCUGAAAUUGGUCCUAAACAGUGCAUGGAAGAUGAACACAUCUGUGUUGAUAAUCUUAUUGAGCAACUAGAUUCAGUUUCAGAAAUUCCUUCUCAUGGGGCUUUCUAUGGGGUGUUUGAUGGUCAUGGUGGGACUGAUGCAGCUACGUAUAUAAGAAAUAACAUCCUCAGAUUUAUAGUUGAGGAUCCUCAUUUUCCAACUUACCUAGAGAAGGCAAUUAAAAGCGCCUUUCUGAAAGCUGAUUAUGCAUUUGCGGAUGCUAGUUCGCUUGAUAUCUCCUCUGGCACCACUGCUUUAACUGCAAUUGUAUUUGGAAGGAGCCUGAUAGUUGCGAAUGCGGGGGAUUGCCGAGCCGUGCUGGGGAGGCGAGGGAGGGCAAUAGAGAUGUCAAAAGACCACAAACCAGAUAGCAGCUCAGAAAGGAUAAGGAUUGAGAAACUUGGUGGAGUGGUAUAUGAUGGAUACCUGAAUGGUCAGCUAUCUGUUGCGCGUGCGUUAGGAGACUGGCACAUGAAAGGUCCCAAGGGUUCUGCUUGCCCUUUAAGUGCCGAACCAGAGUUGCAGGAAAUCCUCUUGACUGAGGACGAUGAGUUCUUGAUUAUGGGAUGCGACGGCCUCUGGGAUGUUAUGAGCAAUCAAUGUGCUGUGACCAUGGCGAGGAGAGAGUUGAUGUUGCAUAAUGAUCCCGAAAGGUGUUCGAAAGAGCUUGUGAGAGAGGCUCUUAAGCGUGACACUUGUGAUAAUUUAACUGUCAUAGUGGUGUGUUUCUCCCCAGAUCCUCCUCCUCGGAUAGAGGCUCCUCCAUCUCGAGUUAGGAGGAGUAUUUCAGCGGAAGGGCUCAAUUUACUCAAGGGUGUACUAGAUUGUACUUCAUGAUCACUUCUAAUUUUAUUCAUAUCACUGCUCUGCUGCUGCGCCUCUUGUGAUGGGCUACUAUUUCAGCAGAAUGUUAUUUUGAUUUGAUAUUUUAUAAAACCAACCUUCUAGUCCUGUA
This is a messenger RNA of Prosopis cineraria, 2075 nucleotides long. Its product is annotated as probable protein phosphatase 2C 27. NCBI's taxonomy places the organism in Eukaryota, Viridiplantae, Streptophyta, Magnoliopsida, Fabales, Fabaceae. Gene Ontology annotation, biological process: protein dephosphorylation. The record is from RefSeq and is a predicted model, not a curated record. The coding region runs from base 788 to 1957 and encodes 389 amino acids. The transcript is spliced from 4 exons. Gene Ontology annotation, molecular function: protein serine/threonine phosphatase activity; cation binding.